AUGUCUUUAGCUAUCGUUAGUCUCUUGAUGACAGGUGAAGAUAACGCAGCCUUGGUGAGAUGCAGCGGAUCUGCCGUCGGCUACUUUGUGCUUAAUGCGAUACACACUACACCCAUCUACAUCAUUUUUGCACCUUUUCUUGCUCUUUUACGUCUCGUCUCAGUGAGUCGAGAUUUAAGGAAACACCAUGUCAAGACCCUGACAGAGUGUGGUUACAACUCUACCACUACGGCAGAACUUGAAACAGCUCGCCAUGUUUGGCAGAAAAUUUGA
This is a messenger RNA of Echinococcus granulosus, 273 nucleotides long. Its product is annotated as Actin-2. Bases 1 to 273 code for a protein of 90 amino acids. The record is from RefSeq and is a predicted model, not a curated record. NCBI's taxonomy places the organism in Eukaryota, Metazoa, Platyhelminthes, Cestoda, Cyclophyllidea, Taeniidae. The transcript is spliced from 2 exons.